AUGGACAUGGUUCAACCUCGAAUGCACGCGCAUAUUGGUUCCCUCAUGGAGAACUCAUCUCCAAAUAUCAAUAAAUCUUUUUUCUUAUCGACAUGCUCGCAUGCAAAUAAUAGAGUCAGAUACGAACAAGAGGGUGACUAUCGAGUUCAAUUUGACAAGCACGCCAUUUUCAAAUCCCGGUGCCAUCGGCCAGCGAGCGUCCAUUCUGGCCCCGAGGCGUUGUGGUCACUGCUGGCCCAUUUCGUUUCUCCACCCGAAGCCCUUGCACUAACGGACGGCACCGACGUCGAGGAGCUGGCAGGCCUGGCGUCGAUGUCGACCCAAGUGUUUCAAAAAUCAAAAUCAGCAACUGAGCACACGGACAUGGGGAGGCAAGACCGCCGAGCUGCGAGCCAGUUCCUGAAAGAGCGGUCAAGCUAUGACUUGAACCUCGAGGACUAUGAGAUCAGUGCCAAGACCCACGAUUCCAUUGCUUGGGAAGUGGUCCAUGCUCGGCCUAAGCUUUGCCUCGGUGAAUGUUCCCCGCAAACCUCAAUUCCACAAGGCAGCCAUGAGCUACCUGACGGGACCUACAAUAUUGCCACACCCAUUGCUGCUAUAGUGCUUACCAUGUCCUCGAAGUUUACCUAUCUGCGCGCGGCGCGUCUUGCUGCUCGCCAUCCGUGCCGGCAAAGGACGUUCGCCUCAGCCGCCAGUAGCCGUGCAGACCACGUUCGCAUUGUAGAAGUUGGGCCUAGAGAUGGACUGCAGAAUGAGAAGAAGACGAUACCUCUGGCGACCAAGAUUGAGCUAGUGGAGAGGCUGGCGCAGACUGGAUUGACGACCAUCGAAGCAGGCUCAUUUGUGUCGCCGAAAUGGACCCCACAGAUGGCGAAUUCUGCCGAGAUUCUCGAACACGUCUUGAAUCGUGCGCCGCAAUCUUCACGCCCGAUUACCUACCAAUGGCUGCUGCCAAAUGUCAAAGGCCUCGACAACUUCCUCUCCACCUGGCAGGCCAAGUCAAACUCAGGCCAGGAUGCGUAUCCCACACCUCCACCAUCCCCAGGAACAAAUGAUGCCCCGGCCCAAACCACCUCCUCCCAAGAUCCCAUACACGAGCUGUCCAUCUUCACCGCCGCGACGGAAGCCUUCACACAAAAGAACACAAACUGCUCCAUCGCAGAGUCGCUCAAACGCUUCGAACCCAUCAUGGCAAAAGCCAAAGAAAUGAACGUCAACGUCAGAGCCUACAUCUCCGUCGCACUCGGAUGCCCCUACGAAGGCCCCAACGUCAACCCCCACAAAGUCGCCGAACUCGCAGUCAGUCUGCUCGAAAUGGGCGCAGACGAAAUCUCCGUAGCCGACACAACCGGCAUGGGCACCGCGCCCAAGACCGCCGAACUCCUCAAGACCCUCAACGCAGCCGGCAUCGACAAGAGCGAUCUCGCCCUCCACUUUCACGAUACCUACGGCCAGGCCCUUGUGAAUUCCGUGGUCGCACUCGAACAUGGUAUUCGCACUUUUGAUGCCGCUGUUGCGGGGCUGGGUGGGUGUCCCUAUAGUCCCGGGGCGACGGGUAAUGUGGCGACGGAGGACUUGGUACACUGCUUUCAUAGCUUAGGGGCGAAGACGGGCGUCGAUGUCGAGAAGCUGGCAAAAGUGGGAGAAUGGAUAUCGCAGGAGUUGGGGCGGCCGAAUGAGAGUCGAUCGGGCAAGGCGAUAUUGGCGCAGAUGCGCAGGGCUGACAAGUAG
Plenodomus lingam JN3 is the source of this 1731-nucleotide messenger RNA. RefSeq lists its product as uncharacterized. Gene Ontology annotation, molecular function: hydroxymethylglutaryl-CoA lyase activity. Gene Ontology annotation, biological process: ketone body biosynthetic process; L-leucine catabolic process. Lineage: Eukaryota; Fungi; Ascomycota; Dothideomycetes; Pleosporales; Leptosphaeriaceae. The record is from RefSeq and is a predicted model, not a curated record.